GUAAUAUCUAGAAAUGAAUGAAAGUCAAUGUUAAGUCCCCACUAAGAUAGCCACACAAACGUGUGUGUGUCCUGCUGCAAGUUUAAAGCUGAUGACCUUUGAACCCAGCGAAAAUCAGGCCAUAAACGAAGAAGAGAGGAGGAAGAGGAACGCUGCCGCAGCAACCGAAGCAACAGCAGCAACCGAAGCAACCGAAGCAACUGCAGCAACCGAAGCAACAGCAGCAACCUGAGCAUGGAGCAGCAGGACAGACACGUUCAGCUGAAUGACAGCAACCGCAUGCCGCUGCUGGGGCUGGGGACAUGGAAGGCCUUCCAUCAGGCGCCCGUUCAGCCCGCUGUGGAGGCCGCCAUCGCCGCCGGUUACCGCCACAUCGACACUGCCUUCAGCUACGGGAACGAGGUGGAUAUCGGCAAAGCGCUGCGCUCCAAGAUGGAGCAGGGCGUCAUCCGGCGAGAGGAUGUGUUCAUCGUCAGCAAGCUGUGGUGCACGCACUUUGAGCCCGAGGACAUCCCCGUCUGCCUCAACCGCUCCCUGCAGGACCUGCAGCUGGACUACCUGGACCUGUAUCUCAUCCACUUCCCCGUCGGCUUCAAGAAAUCGGAAGACGAUCUGUUUCCAAGGAAGGACGGGAAGAUCGUGACAUCGGACACGGACUACGUGGACGUGUGGCGGGGUCUGGAGGCGCUGCAGGCCGCCGGCAGGGUGAGGAGCAUCGGCGUGUCCAACUUCAGCGUAUUGCAGCUGGAGCGCCUGCUGGCCCUCUGCAGGAUUCCUCCUGCUGUCAACCAGGUGGAGCUCCAUCCCUACAUGGUCCAGAAGGACCUGGUUGAGUUCUGCAGGUCCAGAAACAUCGCACUGACGGCCUACAGCCCCUUUGGCUCCCCUGGACGACCCUCAGAGCUGAAGAGAGGCGAGGCAGACCCCCACAAGCUGCUGCAGGACCCUGUGGUUGUCGACAUUGCAGGGAAGCACCGCCGCAGCCCGGCACAGAUUCUGCUGAGGUUUCAUGUGCAGCAGGGAAUCGCAGUCAUUCCUAAAAGUGACAAACCUCAUCACAUCCUCGAGAACACCAAGGUCUUUGACUUCGACCUCGGCGAAGACGACAUGGACGCCCUGCGAGGCCUGGACCGCGGCUGGAAGGCCUGCGCUCUGGACGAAAUCAAGUCCCACCCCUAUUACCCAUUCGAGUGAUGGCGGGGGCGGAGCCAGCCGGACCGCAUGAUGAAGAUGAAGAACGACAUGACCCAAUCUGAAACAAAAACCCACUUCUGGUGGUUCUGAUGCUUUUAUUACCUUGCUGAGCACAUAAACGGUCCAGUCUGGCUGGUUCUGAUGAACCGCCAGAUCCGACUCGUUCAUUUUUUAUAAUUUUUGAUUCUUCCCGAGUUUCUGCCUAGAGCUAUUCUGUUCUGACCGCCGACCCGGAACCAGAACCGUCGACCCGGCAUGCUGUCAUGUCGACAUUCGGUUUCAAACCGGCGGCCAUCUUUGAAUUUGCUGUUAAUUUUCUCAAAUACACAUAAGCUCAAAUGUUUACAUACCCUCCCACUAAAUUUAAAUACCUCCAGUCUAGAACCGGCUUGGUACCGUGGUUCUUCUGGGUCCAACAACCAUAUUCCCAAUUCAGCUCUCACAGCAUGAUGCUGCCACUACCAUGCCUGGCAGCAGGUCCAGACAGAACCAGAAGGUUUCAAAAGCUCCUUGGUUCUGUCUGGAACCCCCGACCCGCUUCCUUCCCAUGGUUCUGGACCGCUCCAGAACAGAACUGUCUGCAGCACUUUAGUUCUCCUGGAAACAUUUUUAAAAGUAAACAUCUGAUCAGAUUGUUUCUUUUUUGAUCAUAAAAAAAUCUGACAAAGCUGA
Molecule: messenger RNA, 1866 nt
Organism: Gambusia affinis (western mosquitofish)
Lineage: Eukaryota; Metazoa; Chordata; Actinopteri; Cyprinodontiformes; Poeciliidae
Exons: 11
Coding region: 235-1194 (319 amino acids)
Cellular component (GO): cytosol
Molecular function (GO): aldose reductase (NADPH) activity
Source: RefSeq, a predicted model, not a curated record